ACUGAACACCCCAUACGCAAUCUGUCAAGCGGCAAAUUAUUUGUUGUCGUGUACCGAUAUUAAAUUGUGAUCGCGUUGUUAAAUAUUUUUCACAUUAUUAACUUUACUGUUUUAAGAACUAAUUUUGUAAUGACUAAUAAAAAAGAAGAGAAGCCACAACUUGAAAUUGAGGUUGUAAAAAUUAACAAAUGGGAUGGAUCUGCAGUGAAACAUGCACUAGAUGAUGCAGUAAAGAAUUGUCUUUUAUGCGAUCGUCCACAAUUAAAGGAACAAUUUGGUUUGAUCAACACCCGGCUGGUGUUGUGCGCACUGGCCGUAGGUGUUGCAGUGCUGGCGCAUGGUUGGGACUACACACACCCAUUCCCAGAGUCUCGCCCAGUCUUACUCUUUAGCGUAAUUGCAUAUUUCGCGCUAAUGGGAAUUCUCACACUUCAUACAACAUUCCGGGAAAAAGGUACUUUUGCGGUUGCAGUCCAAAAGAACGGCAACAAUGGACCACGAACCUGGGAAGCUAGCUCCGAUAUGAAGAAAUACGAUGACAAAUACACACUCACUUUUACAGUAACAGAUACUAAGGGUGUCCGCGAAGUAAGCAGCACUAAAUCAUGUGCCAAUUUUAUUGAUGCCAACGGUGUUGUGUUGGAUAACUUGGUUGCCAAUGAAGUCAAUCGUUUGUUUAAUUUCUUGUCAGCUGGGAAAAAGGAUGAUACACACAAUGAAAAAGGCAAGAAUGGAGUUGAUGAUGGCGAUGAAAAAGUUGAACGAGUUCGUGAGGGCGUUACGGAUACGGCUGAUUUAGAUUUGCUGCCAUUGUGUGUAUAAUAACAAUAUACCAUAAAUGUAUAUUGUUUUACAUUAGUAAUUGAAUAUUUCCAUAUAAUUUGUAAGCCUUUGAAAAUAUGCAUUUCGCCAAUAAUCAUUUUGUCCAAAAGAGA
This is a messenger RNA of Bactrocera oleae (olive fruit fly), 935 nucleotides long. The record is from RefSeq and is a predicted model, not a curated record. NCBI's taxonomy places the organism in Eukaryota, Metazoa, Arthropoda, Insecta, Diptera, Tephritidae.